Molecule: messenger RNA, 4117 nt
Organism: Schizosaccharomyces japonicus yFS275
Lineage: Eukaryota; Fungi; Ascomycota; Schizosaccharomycetes; Schizosaccharomycetales; Schizosaccharomycetaceae
Product: transcription factor TFIIA complex large subunit
Exons: 3
Coding region: 1-1335 (444 amino acids)
Biological process (GO): transcription initiation at RNA polymerase II promoter
Cellular component (GO): transcription factor TFIIA complex; nucleus; nucleoplasm
Molecular function (GO): RNA polymerase II general transcription initiation factor activity
Source: RefSeq, a predicted model, not a curated record
AUGCUCGCUCCCUCUCCUUCCGCCGCGCAUCUUAACUUGCCCUCUACCCUCACCCAUAUCAUGUCAAAUUCAAUUGUCGGAGAGGUUUACCAGCAUGUGAUACUGGACGUUAUCGCCAAUUCGCGAAACGAUUUCGAGGAGAAUGGAGUCGAAGAAGCUACGUUGCAAGAAUUGCAGUCGUUGUGGCAAAGCAAGCUUGUAGCUACAAAUGUCGCGAGUUUUCCAUGGGCUCAGGCUCCUGUAGCGCCGUUUUCGCUGGGUCAACUGUUCGACCCUGUGAAUGGUAUAAAACCAGAGGCUCUGGAAGCAGCUGCUGUGGCAGCUGCUGCUUCAGGAGCGUCUCCUGUUCUUGGAAACAUUGCAGCUAUCCGUGCUGCUCAGCAGAUGGAUGCUUUUGUCCAACAGCAGCAGCAGCAACAGCAACAAGCUAGUCGAACAAGUGCUCCUUCGUACUAUACGUCAACUCCGUCGUCGUUGUCUGUUCACCGUACGCCUUCUGCUGCUCCUCAAAACAACGCCGCCGCCGCUGCUGCUGCUGCUGCUGCCGCACAGAGUAAUGUGAAUAUGGCAAAUGGAAUGGUCACGUAUCCUUCUUACAGUGCUUCGGCGCUACAAUUACCCGGCCAGAAUUCGUUGGCGUCCACUGGUGCGUUUUCGAACUCGUCGUCCCUUCCUGCUCAAGCAGAUUCUAAUAAUGUCUUUAAUGGUCUCCUUCUUCCCGGGCAAGAUUCACCCAAACCACCUUCUCAACAGACGUUUCCUAAUCUCCCGCCGCCGUCUCCAGACACGAAGCCAGUCCCACCCGCGUACACCACGCCUGCAAGUGGUGCUCGCGAUGAAUCUGCCUCGAAACAACAGCAACCUGCUGCUGUGGGUUCCGAUGGAAAAAGCUCCUCAGCCGACGAGCCUUCGAGCACCCACAUUCCUCAAACAGACGGGCCCUCUGUUGAAGCGGAGGAGGAGGAGGAGGCAGUUGUUGAACCAACAGCUGCACAGAAAGCAGACGCUGAAAUUUACUCGAUUUUGGCUAAAAACCGUGUCCUUCAAAUUGAUGGCACCGCCGACGACGAGGAUGAUGCCGAUGGAAAGGGUGGUGCGGCUUCCGAUACGCCGUCUGAUGAAGCUAUCAACUCUGAUUUAGACGAUCCCGAUUCCGACGAUGCUCCGGAAACUGAAGAAGGCUCUGACAUUGGUCAGGCCAUCGUUUUGUGCUUGUACGAUAAGGUCAACCGCAACAAAAACAAGUGGAAGUGUGUGCUUAAGGAUGGAAUUGUCGGUGUCAAUGGCAAGGACUACUUAUUUUUCAAGGCGAACGGUGAAUUCGAAUGGAUUUGAAGCAAAUGGUGAUUUGAAUGGAUUUAAUGACCUGAUUAUUCUGUAUGUGAAGCUGCAUUGUGCGACUUUUCUCUAAACAUUAUGGAUCUCAAAAAAUAAGAGGAGCAGAAGAUUUUGUUUUUGUUUAUGCGCGAGCUUUGGUUUCCCGUGCACGAAAAGUUCUAUCGAAUCCGGCUACCAUCCCUCUCUGUUUGUCCACCGCCUUCUCUCCCACAUUCUCUUUCCGCUUAUAGCGCGCUUCCUGUUUGUUCUCUUCCCCCUCUUCCCCUACGGUAUAGCCGUCCUGAACCCUUUCUUGAAAAUGUAUUAGCGCUUUUCGUUUACGAAGAACAAUUGUUUGUAUAGAUCAUUUGUUUGGUUAUGAGAUGUGCAUGUGCGUGUGUUCAUUAAACAAUUUCAUUCUGCCGUAAUCUAUUAGUAUAAUUAAGUGAGGGAGCUGGAUUCGUGUUCUGCGUGGCACAUAGCCAAGACACAGUGGUGAUACAUGAGAGUACAAGACCAAAAAGUUAGCAGGAUACGGCGGGUCGUAGACAUGAAACAAAAAGGAAACAGAUUAAAACAGCGAGCGGGGGAAGGCUUUUCAAAACGGGCGGAAAAGUAAAGAAUGUGGGUGGGUGUGUACAGAUGCAAAAAGAGCGUAUGAAGACGGGUGUUCGGGUCACACUGCUUAACCUUGAGGCGCUGUUGUAGAGACGGUCGUGGAACGUUCUUGGGCUUGUGAAGGUUUUUCGGACGAAGACCCUUCCCUCCGAGGAGAACUGCUUUGUGCGACUGAUUCCGACGAAACCGUUUGCUCAACAAACAACGGUUUGUCGAGCCCUAGCGUCGACGGGUUGAGACGGUCCUGAAACAACAGUCCAACAGUCUCAAGCCACGUUUUACGUUUUUUUAUGAGGGCUUUUAUGCCUGCGAGUGAGUUCAUAGCAGCGAGGCUAUUUUUAUCAACAACGACACGCUUUUUCUUGGCCUUAAGUGAGCGAUUCCGCUUCAUAUAAGCUUGUUCAAUCUGUUUGUCGAGAUCAAAUAAAACGGUUGUGAAUUCCUGAAAUGCCAUUUCAUGCGGCAACAAAUCCAGAAUGGCUUUUUUCCGCUGUUUAUUAUGCUCGGCAACAUGCUUUAGCUGUUCCUGAAGAUCCCGUAGUGUGGCACACACUUCAUCAUCUUUCCGGCGGGUCCAGUCUACAUCUUCCUCGUAAAGCAUGUUUAGGUUCCUUAGCCGCUGCUUCAAAUAGUCUUCGAAACGCGAAAAGCUCAUAUCGGUGAACGGCGUCUCUUCGUUUUCCGCCGCCUCUGCUUGUUCAGAGGAUGGUUGUUCGUCGUCUUUCGUAGAAGAGGGAUCUGGAGAGUUUUCGGAAACGACGUUUGCUUCGGUUUUUGACGUGGAAGGUGACUCAAGCUUGUCCGAGGUAAGGAUUGAUGCAUCAUCAUCAGAGUCAGCAACGUCGGCUGGUUGUUGGAUAAGAGCUGAAAGCAGACGUUCGGUCAACGGGCCACAGCUGAUGUCCUCCGUGUGUAGGUUGCUUUCUUGUAUGCUCGAAGCGAAGCCGUGAGGAGCUACCGACAAGCUCUGCCGCAUGGGAGCAGCGUAAAAGUUGGCAACGUCUUCCUCUUCAGCCCAUACGUCGUAGUAGUGUGGACCUAAGGGCGGAAUAACAAAUGCAGACUGGAUGUCGGGUUCUUCACGCAGAAAGUUCAUGUCAUCCUCUGUAAAAGCGCGAAAGUAUUGCUCCAAAGCGCCGUAGUAUGUAGAGAUGGCAACCUGGUUAGACGGUUUGCUGUAGGAAAAGUCGGCCGUAGCUGGCUCUCCGGCAACGAGAUUCAGUAAAUCAUCAUGGGGGAAAGAAGCGACAGCAAGUAAACGUUUCUUUUCUUCAUCACUUUCUGUAGUGAGUAAUUUUGUUUCCAGGCAGCCGGUAAACAAGUCUUCUGCCGUUUUGGCGUUGGCGUUAUCGUCAACAUCCUUUUCCCUCACCGGCAAAUCAAGCGCAGUUUCUGUUUUCCCCAACUCUUGUGCCGAGACGCCAUCAUGUGCUGGCUCUUCGACUUUCAGUUUCUUCGGUUUUGGACCCUCCUCCGUCUCAUCUGACACGAAAUCUUUGGUGGCAAUUUCGGUGGUACUGCCGUUCACCAAACCAAGAUCCUCCUCCGUCUUCACGAUGGAAACGUCGGUGGCAUCCUUUGAGUUUGUUGCAGACGAAUCGGCUUCGGCUGUGCGUUUCUCGAGUAAUCGUUUCAAACGCUCGCACUCCUUUUUAAAUAGCGAUUUCCGUCGGAAUUCAAAGUCGUGUAGAUUUUGUAGUUCUGACAACAGCUUCCAUAGUGUAGAAACAUCUGGGACACUACCGGCCGAUGGCGUGUCACUAAAUUUUUUUAAACUCUCAUAAGCCGAAAGAUCUUCCACCUCAGUUAUCACCACAGGCUCCUUUUCAGAUGUGUUUUUCGUCUCAUCUGCUGACAUUUCAAAAGUACAUUUGGCUCCAAUACCUGUAGUGGCUGUACGUCUGCCACCAGUAACUUUUUUGUUGUUUUUUCCUUGCUCGUGUGAAGUCGUAUGGUGGUGACCGACUACACGGUGGUCACGACAAUUCUACAUUUUUAGCAGCACAAAAAAAAACAUUCACGAACGGGGAUGCACGCAGAUACAGUAAAUAUGUGUGUCAUUAAAGUGCUGCAGUCUGUGGCUCUCUAUUGAAUGGAAUAUGUAGUUUUUUUUGCGUUGGUAAUUAUGGGUGAACGGUCACAUUAGUAAGCAGGUAAUAAUACAACAACUUAGAGACAAAGA